AUGGACCUCAGCUUCCCCGACACCUCUGGCGACGCAGCUUUUGUUCUCCUGCAACAGGCGGAUAAUCCGGAGCACUCGCUUUCGGGGCCUCGCACCUGGGGAGGGGAUUACCGGGGAUUACUGGGGAGGGGAUUUCAAGGUCGAGAAAGCGUUCGCAGUAAAGAGGUCGAGAAAGCAAUUCGCAGUAUAGAGGUCGAGAAAGAAUUCGUCCCAGAGGCCAAGCAGCGAGAGUUCGCAGUAAAAGAGGUCGAGAAAGAUUCGUCCAAGAGGCAAAAGCAGCGAGAGUUCGCAGUAAAGAGGUCGAGAAAGAUUCGUCCCGAGGCAAAGCAGGGAGAGUUCGCAGUAAAAGAGGUCGAGAAAGCGUUCGCAGUAAUAGAGGUCGAGAAAGAUUCGUCCCAGAGGCAAAGCAGCGAGAGUUCCGCAGUAAAGAGGUCGAGAAAGAUUCGUCCCAGAGGCAAAGCAGGGAGAGUUCGCAGUAAAGAGGUCGAGAAAGCGUUCGCAGCAAAGCAGCGAGAGUUUCGCAGUAAAGAGGUCGAGAAAGAUUCGUCCGCAGAGGCCAAGCAGCGAGAAGUUCGCAGUAAAGAGGUCGAGAAAGCGUUCAGCAGUAUAGAGGUCGAAAAAGAUUCGUCCCAGAAGGCAAAGCAGCGAGAGUUCCGCAGUAAAGAGGUCGAGAAAGAUCGUCCCAGAGGCCAAAGGGAGAGUUCGCAAGGCGAGAAAGAUUCGUCCCAGAGGCACAGGGAGAGUUCGCAGUAUAGAGGUCGAGAAAGAUUCGUCCCAGAGGCAAAGCAGGGAGAGUUCGCAGUAAAGAGGUCGAGAAAGAUUCGUCCCAGAGGCAAAGCAGGGAGAGUUCGCAGUAAAGAGGUCGAGAAAGCGUUCGCAGCAAAGCAGCGAGAGUUCGCAGUAAAGAGGUCGAGAAAGAUUCGUCCCAGAGGCCAAGCAGGAGAGUUAAAGAGGUCGAAAAGCGUUCGCAGUAAGAGGUCGAGAAAAGAAAGCAGUUCGCAGUCGAGACGUCCCAGAGGCAAAGCAGCGAGAGUUCGCAGUAAAGAGGUCGAGAAGAUAUCGUUCGUCAGAGGCAAAGCAGGGAGAGUUCGCAGUAAAGAGGUCGAGAAAGAUUCGUCCCAGAGGCAAGCAGGAGAGUUCGCAGUAAAGAGGUCGAGAAAGAUUCGUCCCAGAGGCAAGCAGGAGAGUUCGCAUAUAGAGGUCGAGAAAGAUUCGUCCCAGAGCCAAGCAAGACGCAGUAAAGAGGUCGAGAAGAUUCGUCCCAGAGGCAAAGCAGCGAGAGUUCGCAGUAAAGAGGUCGAGAAAGAUUCGUCCCAGAGGCGAGGGAGAGUUCGCAGUAUAGAAAAAAGAAAAAAAAAAGAAAAGAAAAAAAAGAAAAAAGAAAGAAAAAAAAAAAAAAAAAAAAAAGGCUUUGUCCAUGCAGAGCCAUGCUACAAUCCAGUAAAUGAGCCAGGUUUUAUAGAGGAAUUUUGUCAGGUGCGUACAUCGACGAACGUAAUUGCUCGGAAGCCCUCAGUGCAGUCGCCGAAUGAGGCACGUAUCAGGGACAGGGUUGUAGUAUCGUACGGCUACACCUCCUUGCUGGACAGUGUAUCACCAGAUGGUCACCGGUGUCUUGGGGCAUUUCAUGGCAAGCUGGGCAUAUGGGUGACUCUCGAAGUCCCCAACGGUUAA
Messenger RNA from Penaeus vannamei (Pacific white shrimp), 1674 nucleotides. The record is from RefSeq and is a predicted model, not a curated record. NCBI's taxonomy places the organism in Eukaryota, Metazoa, Arthropoda, Malacostraca, Decapoda, Penaeidae.